Messenger RNA from Pezoporus flaviventris, 6088 nucleotides. RefSeq names its product spalt like transcription factor 1 (gene SALL1). Gene Ontology annotation, biological process: regulation of transcription by RNA polymerase II. Bases 666 to 4598 code for a protein of 1310 amino acids. The record is from RefSeq and is a predicted model, not a curated record. Gene Ontology annotation, cellular component: nucleus. The transcript is spliced from 4 exons. Gene Ontology annotation, molecular function: DNA-binding transcription factor activity, RNA polymerase II-specific; RNA polymerase II cis-regulatory region sequence-specific DNA binding. NCBI's taxonomy places the organism in Eukaryota, Metazoa, Chordata, Aves, Psittaciformes, Psittacidae.
UAUUCGGAAAAGCGGGGACGAAAAGAGAAGGAAAAAGAGAAAAAAAUCCACCCGAAACUUUGUGCAGCCGCAGGAACGGGACGCUCGGCGGCAGCCGGAGCGGGGCCGGGAGCUGGCCAGGGCUGUCGCCGGGCAGACACUUGCCGCCGGUGCGGGUGCGCGGUCCCGGUGCUCCCCGCAGUGCGUCCUCCCCCCUGCCGGUCACUGCUUGCCCUGCCCCGGGGCUAUGGGGAAGAGGGGGCUUAAAAAUAUACAUUAAAAAAAGGAAGGAAAAAGUGAAUUGCAGCGCAAAACUACGGGAGGGAGGGCGGCGCGGCGAGCCCGUCGGGGCUGGAGGCAGGAGUGAGGGGACACAACACAUUCCUAUAGUAACGGGGAUGGCGCGGAGCAGCCCCGGCCGGUUGCUAAGAGGGUUAAACUGUAUCCAAACAGCUUUAGGGAAAUCCAGCCCCUUCUCCCGCCACAUGGAUCGACUCAUUGGGUGGGAGCGGCGGAGAGACAAGGGUCUCCAGCAAAUCAGCGCCUAAUUGAUUAAGGCGAGCUGGUUUGAAUAGAGCUGGCCAUGUGCCAAUCGCCUCUCAAAGAGCCCCUCUAUGAUUAAUCGCAAUGCAUUAUUGAUAAUCAUAAUUAUAGCAGGACACAUGCGCGCUGAUGUUUGAGCCAGCAUGUCGCGGAGGAAGCAGGCGAAGCCUCAGCAUUUCCAAUCCGACCCCGAUCUGGCCUUGUUAUCCCAGCGAAAUGGAGACACAGAAAAGGGUCAAGCAAAUCGAACCACUAAGAACAAGGAUGCCCAUGUCUGUGGCAGGUGCUGUGCUGAGUUCUUUGAAUUAUCAGAUCUCCUGCAACACAAGAAGAAUUGUACUAAAAAUCAAUUAGUUUUAAUUGUGAAUGAAAAUCCAGCUUCUCCUUCUGAAACCUUCCCUCCUAGUUCCCCUUCUGAUAAUCCUGAUGAACAGAUGAAUGACACAGUUAAUAACACAGAUCAAGUAGACUGCAGUGACCUUUCAGAGCAUAACAAACUUGACAGGGAAGAAUCCAUGGAUGUGGAGGCUUCUAGCAUUAACAAUAGCGGUAGCAGUUCCAAGAGCGUCAACAAUAGUAUUACAAGCAGUAACAGCUCCACAAUGGGUACCUCAGCUGUAACAACCUCUCUACCUCACAUAGGGGAUCUGACAACAUUAGGCAACUUUUCAGUGAUAAACAGUAAUGUAAUAAUAGAAAACCUUCAGAGUACUAAAGUGGCGGUAGCACAGUUCUCACAGGAAGCGAGAUGUAACGGUGCAUCAAACAGUAAGCUUGCUGUACCUGCCCUGAUGGAGCAGCUGUUGGCAUUACAGCAGCAGCAGAUCCAUCAGUUGCAACUGAUUGAACAAAUUCGUCACCAAAUAUUAUUGUUGGCUUCCCAAAACACAGACAUGCCAACGUCUUCUAGCCCUUCUCAAGGUACUUUACGAACAUCUGCCAAUCCCUUGUCUACAUUAAGUUCCCAUUUAUCCCAGCAGCUGGCUGCAGCAGCUGGAUUAGCACAAAGCCUUGCUAGUCAAUCUGCCAGCAUCAGUGGUGUGAAACAGCUACCCCCUAUACAGCUACCUCAGAGCAACCCUGGCAACACUCUAAUUCCAUCCAGUAGUGGCUGUUCUCCAAAUAUUAACAUGUUGGCGGCAGCAGCAGUUACAACACUGUCCUCAGAAAAAGUGGCUUCAAGUAUUGGUGGCUCACAGCUCAACAACCCACCAGUAUCAGCAUCAUCCUCACCAGCUUUUGCAAUAAGCAGUUUAUUAAGUCCUGCAUCUAAUCCACUUCUACCUCAGCCCACACCCAGUAACUCUGUUUUCUCCAGUCCCCUGUCCAAUAUCGGAACACCUGCAGAGGAUUUAAACUCCUUGACUGCCUUGGCACAGCAAAGAAAAAGCAAGCCACCAAAUGUAACUGCUUUUGAAGCAAAAAGUAAUUCAGAUGAGGCAUUCUUUAAGCAUAAAUGCAGGUUCUGUGCUAAAGUGUUUGGGAGUGACAGUGCCUUGCAGAUUCAUUUACGUUCUCACACAGGCGAGAGACCAUUUAAAUGCAACAUAUGUGGAAACAGGUUCUCCACAAAGGGAAACUUAAAGGUCCACUUUCAACGUCAUAAAGAAAAAUACCCUCAUAUUCAGAUGAAUCCGUACCCGGUGCCAGAGCAUUUGGACAAUAUUCCUACAAGCACGGGUAUUCCUUAUGGGAUGUCUAUACCGCCAGAGAAACCUGUCACGAGCUGGCUGGACAGCAAGCCAGUCCUCUCCACCCUGACAACUUCUGUUGGCCUGCCACUCCCACCAACAAUACCAAGCCUGACUCCAUUCAUCAAAACGGAGGAGCCUCAGCCGAUUCCCAUUAGCCAUCCUUCCUCUAGCCCUCCCUGCUCUGUCAAGAGUGACUCGGGAACAACUGAUCCUACAUCAAAAAUUUCCAAUGGAUUUUCUGAUGAGGUAGAGGCUGGUGCUUUGCCUACAUCAAAUGGCAAAAUAGAAGAAAACCCUCAAAACACAAGCACUAUCACUAACAUGACCAGCUCCGUGAGCUCUCCAGCAGCAGACUCGGGCUCCAGCAGUGUUGCUACUUUUACAAAUCCACUGAUGCCUCUAAUGUCAGAGCAAUUUAAGGCAAAGUUUCCAUUUGGAGGACUGUUGGAUUCAACGCCAGCAUCUGAAACAUCAAAAUUGCAGCAGCUGGUAGAAAACAUUGACAAAAAGGCAACUGAUCCUAACGAGUGUAUCAUUUGCCACCGAGUUCUCAGUUGCCAGAGUGCACUGAAAAUGCAUUAUCGCACACAUACUGGUGAGAGGCCAUUUAAAUGUAAAAUUUGUGGUCGUGCUUUCACGACUAAAGGCAACUUAAAGACUCAUUACAGUGUCCAUCGUGCCAUGCCCCCCCUGAGAGUACAACAUUCGUGCCCAAUCUGCCAGAAGAAAUUCACCAAUGCAGUUGUGCUACAGCAGCAUAUCCGGAUGCACAUGGGAGGGCAGAUCCCAAACACCCCAGUGACGGAAAACUAUCCUGAGUCAAUGGAAUCAGAUACGGGAUCUUUUGAUGAUAAGAAUUUUGAUGACAUAGACAACUUCUCAGAUGAGAACAUGGAAGACUGUCCUGACAGCAGUGUGCCAGACACACCUAAAUCUGCAGAUGCAUCACAAGACAGCUUGUCUUCUUCCCCUUUGCCCCUGGAAAUGUCAAGCAUUGCUGCUUUGGAAAAUCAGAUGAAGAUGAUCAAUGCAGGACUUGCUGAACAACUUCAGGCAAGCUUAAAGUCAGUUGAAAAUGGGUCAGUGGAAGGGGAUGUUUUGACUAAUGAUUCGUCCUCUGUUGGGGGUGAUAUGGAAAGCCAAAGUGCUGGAAGCCCUGCUGUCUCAGAGUCUACCUCUUCCAUGCAGGCCUUGUCCCCAUCCAACAGCACUAAUGAUUACCACAAGUCACCAAGUAUUGAAGAGAAACCAGUAAGAACCUUACCAAGUGAGUUUGCCAAUGGUCUGUCUCCAACCCCUGUUAACAGUGGUGCUUUGGACUUGACAUCCAGUAACACUGAUAAAAUUAUUAAAGAAGAGUCUCUGAGUAUGCUCUUCCCUUUCAGAGAUAGAGGUAAAUUUAAAAACACCGCAUGUGACAUUUGUGGCAAAACAUUUGCUUGUCAGAGUGCCUUGGACAUUCAUUACAGAAGUCAUACCAAAGAGAGACCAUUUAUUUGCACAGUUUGCAAUCGUGGCUUUUCCACAAAGGGGAAUUUGAAACAGCAUAUGUUGACACAUCAAAUGCGAGAUCUACCAUCACAACUUUUUGAGCCCAGUUCCAGUAUCGGCCCUAAUCAGAACUCUUCGAUUAUACCUGCCAAUUCCCUGUCAUCGCUCAUAAAAACUGAGGUUAACGGCUUUGUGCACAGCUCUCCUCAGGAUAGCAAAGAAGUACCCUCUGGUCUUGUUGCUUCGGGGCCACUAUCCUCCUCUGCCACGUCCCCUGUCCUGCUCCCUGCUCUCCCCAGAAGAACUCCCAAACAGCACUACUGCAACACGUGUGGGAAAACAUUUUCUUCCUCCAGUGCACUGCAGAUCCAUGAAAGGACACACACUGGUGAGAAACCGUUUGCCUGCACUAUAUGUGGAAGAGCAUUCACAACAAAAGGCAAUCUGAAGGUUCAUAUGGGCACUCACAUGUGGAACAGUACUCCCGCAAGGCGAGGCAGACGACUUUCCGUAGAUGGACCCAUGACAUUUCUAGGAGGCAAUCCUGUGAAGUUCCCAGAAAUGUUUCAGAAGGAUUUGGCUGCACGGUCGGGGAAUGGAGACCCCUCCAGCUUCUGGAACCAGUAUGCAGCAGCACUCUCCAGCGGCUUGGCCAUGAAGACCAAUGAGAUCUCUGUAAUCCAGAAUGGCGGCAUUCCUCCAGCGCCAGGGGGCCUGGGGAAUGGUGGCAACUCUCCCAUCAGCGGCUUGACGGGAAGCCUGGAGAAGCUCCAGAAUUCAGAACCCAAUGCACCUCUAGCUGGUCUGGAGAAAAUGGCAAGCAAUGAAAAUGGGACAAACUACCGUUUUACACGUUUUGUGGAAGACAACAAAGAAAUUGUAACAAAUUAAGAAAAAAAUCCAUAAAUAACAUUCCUGCAAAUACUGCAACCUAGGGUUGCUUUUUUUCCAAGCUGCAGGCUGCAACAUUACAAGACUUUCUUUUGUACCAUGUUCUACUUCUAGAGUUCUAAGAGCUUAUUUAUUAGUGAUAUAACCUUGCUUUGCAAAUAAAUGCAAGCACUAACUUUGGUCUCCUGUAUUUUGAACUAAAUACUAAUCGACUAGAGUGCUAUAAACUUGCUGUAACAUUUAUGGCAGUUGCAAGUCUGUUCUGCUAGGUGAUCUUAUUCCAGCAUUAACUUAUUUUCUAUAUCCAGUUUAACAUGAACUCUGGUAUUGAUGCAAUGCCUCAGUGAUGCAUUAGAUCUCUAAUAAAAAUCUGUAUAUAAAUGUACACUUUGAUCCUGCUGGAAACUUUAUCAGCAAAUACAUCGUUUAAUUUUUCCAAACAGAAUUAAGAAAAGGACUGAGAGGAUUUAGACUGAACAGUGUGGGUCCUUUACACAGCUCAGUUUUUGAUUUUAUUAUAAAAUUAAAACUGCUUUAAUUUUUGUAGGUUUAACUUUUUCUGUUUUGAACUGUUAUUUGUAUUGUGCUUUUUACUUGAGUUGUCGUAAAUGUUACUACAUUUCUGUACAGUAAUAAGCACGCAGAUUAUUAGAGAAGAUACUGAAGUGGUGUUUUGGUAGUUGAAACUGAGACGUAACAUUUGCCUUGUAGGUAUAUUCAUUUUAGAAAUUGUGCUGGACAUUCACAAUGCUGCUAAGUAUGGCAUCUUGAACAACUUCUGUGAGCAACUGUAGAUGCUCCUGUAUAUACAAGACAUUACUUUCAUUAAAAUGUACAUAUGUUCCUUACAAGAUCAAGCCCUACUCCUUGAUCAAGGGAACAAGUAUAGUGUUUGUUUAUUUUGUAUUAGGUAUUAUGGAGUGCAUGGGGAAUCUUGGACUGUUACAUGCACUUUCUUGGAAAGUUGAAAGGAAAAGAGGUCCAGUUUAACAUUUAAUACUUACUAACAGCAGAGAUACUGUAAUUUUACUCGAGUAAUCAAAUACAUUUUUGCAACAGAUAAAAUUUGCUGUCUCUGUGUUUUUAAAGUGUACCUGUACUUAGUAAUCACUUUGUAUUAUUUAGCCUUUCCCUUGGUUAACAUGAACUGUCCAGGUUGUAUGUGUGUGUUUAUAUUUGUAAGUAUAGGUAUACAUAUAUGUAUCGCAUAUUAAUUGCUAGUAUAUUUUUCAUACCCCCUAUUAGUGGGAAAUUUAUCCUUAACUAUUCAACUCCUUCUCUUCAUAAAUUUGUAGAUAUUUUGGCAUUUUAAAUUUCUUUAUUAAAAAAAAAAAAAAAAAUGCUGCUAGCAAAGACCUUAUUGAGCCUAUGUAAGUUUCCUUUGAAGGAAAUAGCUUAUCACAUUUAAGGCUUGAUUUGGUUCAAAUGCUUUAUAUUUGAUAUUAAUUUUAUUCUAUGAGAUUGUAUGUCUGUGGCAUGCUUAUGCUGCU